GCUCGCUGCGCGUCUCCGCUCUGUCACUGCGCUGGGAGGAGAAAAGCGUUUUUCUCUGAAACGCUCCAAACUUUCUCGGGUUUUUCUCCUCAGUUGCUUUUCUGUCCGUCAGUGUCCACACUUCUCUCUCUCUCCCUCUCUUUCUCUCUCUCUCUCUCUCUGUGCGGGUUUGUGUGAUUCCCGCAGGACCAUGCUGCAGUGUGUGUAUCUGCUGGUGCUGUGCGCAGGACUGAUGGAGACGCGCCGGAUGAACAACACGUGGAGCCCCACGGAGGCGCCGUCACAUGACCUCCUCGCUCUCUCCCCCACUGGACUCCUCAGCGCUAGCUCAGCGCUAACACACGGCGGCAGCGUGACGGGCGAGUCGGCGGUCACGCCCCCGGACGGCCAGCGCAGGAGAUCGGCCCGCGGCUCUAAAGACGGGAGAUCAAAGCAGAGGGCGGAGCUUCACGAGCACCGACGCCCGCGGCCCUUUGACCCGGACAGUUAUUUCACCACGCCGAGGGUUUUUAACGGCUCUCUGCUGGUGCACAACCCGCUGUACCCGGUGACGGGCGAGUCGUACGGCGCGUACGCCGUGAUGCUGUUGGCGCUGGUGGUGUUCGCGGUGGGCGUGGUCGCUAACCUGGCCGUCACGUGCGCCGUGUGGCACAACCACUACCUGCAGAGCGCUCGCAACUGCGUCCUGGCGAGUCUGGCGCUCUGGGACCUCGCCGUGAUCUUCUUCUGCCUGCCGGUCGUCAUCUUCCACGAGCUCACCAAGAGACGACUGAUGGGAGACGUGUCCUGCCGCCUCGUCCCGUUUAUAGAGGUGACGUCUCUGGGCGUGAGCACCUUCAGUCUCUGUGCUCUGAGUGUCGAUCGCUUCCAGACAUUAACGAGCUCCUCCUCCUCAUCCUCCUCCUCCUCCUCCUCUUCCUCCUCUAAGACCCCCGAGUCGUUCGGCUCCAUCGUGUCGAAGCUGUCAGUGAUCUGGGUGGGCUCUCUGCUCCUCGCCGCCCCCGAGCUCAUGAUCUGGCGUUUGGACACGGAGCUGUCUCGCGUCUCGCGUCUCCCCGUGGACUCGUGCGUCCGUCUGCCUCCUUCAUCGCCUCAUUUCUCCGAGUCUGUCUAUUCCCUCGUCAUGACGUACCACGAGUCGCGCAUGUGGUGGAUCUUCGGCUGCUUUUUCUGCCUGCCUUUGCUCUUCUCGUUCUCAUGUCAUCUUCUGACGAGCCAGAUCUCCGACAGCACCGUCCACGCGUCCUCUUCCUGUCACGCUUCCUCGUCUUCCUCCUCGUCCAAGAAGCUCGUCACGUUGCUAGCGAUCGUUUACGGAGUGUUCUGCCUCCCCGAACACGCCUGGAACAUCGGGCUCACCUACGCCGGAGUGCAAGUGGGCGGGGCCACGCUGGCGCUGCUGGCUCUGAUUGGUCAGUUCCUGAUGUUCGUCAGGGCCUCGGCCACGCCCAUUUUGAUCCUCAGCUUGUGUCGAUCGUUGGGGCAGAGCUUCGUGGACUGCUGCUGUUGCUGCUGUGAAGAAUGUCUGCCCAACAAACCUUCAUCACCAUCGCUGGCGUCGUCGUCUGUGUCAUCCUCGUCGUCAGUUCUGGAGAAAGAGAAGAAGUUGCAGGUCGACUUUGAGAAGAAAAUGAAAGAGAAUUCGGCGGAGAUGGCUAUAGGAACUCCAUGCUGAGAUCUCUGCGCUGGAACAGAUACAGCAGAUCAGCCGCGUACAUCUCACUGAUUUCAUUCAUAACUUCCACACUCAUAUCAUCUCCUGACUAUAACAGAGCUGGACACUGACUCCGCCCACUCUAUCAGUGGACCAGUGAACUGGACAGUGUUCACAGUCCAGCGCAAGGACACGUGUCCAUCAUGUUCCCUUUGGACAGGUUUAAACAGUGACACUGCUGAAUGGAGCCACAGCUACAGUUAUUCAGUCUAACACCCAUAACACUAAUGACCUUCAUGUUAUAUUUUAUAUCUAUAUCUCUUAUCAUGUGUUGUUGUGUUUAUUUGUUCCGUAAGCUGUAUGCGACUAAAUACACUGCUAGUCUGUGAUUUUAGAGUCCCGAGGAAUGAAAACAUGCUGGACGUUCUGGUUAGCGAGUUGGCUUUGGGGUCAGCGAGUAACACAGACACGUGCUAAUAAAUAAAAUCCAAAAUCCACACCAACACUUCAGCAUCAUCAUCAACCACUCGGGAGGAGGUUAUUGAAGUGGGAAACGUUUUUAGACAGGUCAUUUAGAAAUCGAGAACUCUUAAGGGUUCUCUGGGUUCCAGAAAUGAUUCAUUUACCUGGAAGCUAAAAACCUUUUAUUAUCCAGUUUCUGCUAGUGCACGUGUGCAGGACAAAUCAAAUUAUUGAUCAUUAUUCGCUUCUUAAUACUAAAAUUUGUCAGACAACAUUUAAAAAUAAGGUUCUUUAACAGGUUCCUUAAUGGGUUGUUUGGAUAAUUAUGGGUUCUUUGCCUUCUAAAAGUGUUCUGUUCUGUGUUGGAACUCUUUCUGACAGAAAAACACUGUUACUGAAGGUCGUUAAGGGCUCUGCGUGUUCUGAGAGCGUAUAAUGGGAGUAAAGGACGUUUAGUCUAGACUCUAGCGCUGAGCUGUGUGAGAACACGCUAAUCACUGAGGUUGUUACAGGUGUGUGUCAUUAACAAGUGAGUUAAUUGGAGUGUUCUGAUUGGCUGGUGCUGAUGACACUCGACUAUUUAACACCUUGAGUUAAGCUGAUCUGUGGGGUUCCCCCUGUGAAAGCUGAUUUUCAGUUCUUAUGGAAAUGUAAUGUCUAUAUCUGUGUAUUGAACAGAGUGAGAAGCUUCUGUAGUUUUUAGUUAAAUUCUUAGCUUUUCUUUUUUCUUCUUCUUUAUCUGUUCAGGGCUUGAACUUUCCUCUGGGUUUUUGUUUUCAAGCUUGCUUGACUAAUCCAUCGCCGCUGAAACUAUUUUCCCGUUUCUGAUAUUUUCAGUAGUAGUGAUGGUUUCUGUGCUGCUCUGCUGCUUAACUUCAUUCUGUACUGAUAUUAAUGUCAGCAAAAAAAAUUCUGGAGUUAUUGUGAGUGAGAAACACAGUGAGAAACACACUAUUAGCCACAUUAACUCUGUCUUGGUAUGUCUGGAUGAACAGACCCUGUUUGUUUGUGUGUGUUGUUAGCAUAUGUAGCUUAAUGUUAUGAAAAUCAUGUAACUAGCUGAGAUUAUUUACAUGUUCAUAAACAAUCUGAUCACGUGAUCAUGCAUAAUAUCUUAAUUAAAAGCAGAUUAACGUCAUCAGAGUUUAGGUUCAAGAACUUUGUCAAAUGCGCGAGUGUUCUCUGGAGAAUGAACUCCUGAGAUUUUGAGGAUAGAUAAAUAAAUAUAAAAAUACCUGGAUUUUAGUUCCAUGAUCAGAUUGUUUAAGUGUAAAGUUACAAAAGCAACACAAGCACUAAACACCACAAACGUCAUCCAGCAGCAACAGCCAUUAAAGCCUCAAAUCCCAAUAUUCAUCUUUCUCGUGGUAGGAAGUGUGGAGUCACAUGAAGGUGAUGGAGAACUGCGACGCUGUGUGUUUAUAACCCGAGUAUCUGACGAACACGCUAACGCUGGCGUGCGGAUAAACACACCGAGGGAAUUAGAAAUACAAUCAGAUUAUUUUGUAGGUGAGAAAAUACACGUUUAUUAUGAUGAGAUUUUUUUUAAAUCUCGCUUUUCAGUUUGUGGAUGUAGAUAAAGCACUGAGAACUGUGAUGCUGGGUUCUGUGUGCGUGUGUGUGUGUGUGUCGUGUUACACAAGACUAGGAAUUUAUUGUAGAUUACAAAGAUAAUAUAGUUUAAUAUAGUUGAAGUACAGAGCAGUAAUAACACACUGUAGUCAUCAUCCAGCCUUCAGAACACUCACAUAGAAAACGUUUAACCUUUAAUCUCUGUGUGUGUGUGUGUGUGUGUGUGUGUGUGUGUGUGCUUGUUUUAAAUCUAAACUGUAGCUCAGUAAUGAAACUUGAAGACUGUAUUAUAUUUUUUCAUUUAUUCACAGCUGAACUCAAUAAAAGAUGAAAGAUG
Molecule: messenger RNA, 4025 nt
Organism: Pangasianodon hypophthalmus (striped catfish)
Lineage: Eukaryota; Metazoa; Chordata; Actinopteri; Siluriformes; Pangasiidae
Gene: gpr37l1a
Product: G protein-coupled receptor 37 like 1a
Exons: 3
Coding region: 191-1675 (494 amino acids)
Biological process (GO): positive regulation of MAPK cascade; adenylate cyclase-inhibiting G protein-coupled receptor signaling pathway
Cellular component (GO): plasma membrane; signaling receptor complex
Molecular function (GO): G protein-coupled peptide receptor activity
Source: RefSeq, a predicted model, not a curated record